Molecule: messenger RNA, 1506 nt
Organism: Dendrobium catenatum
Lineage: Eukaryota; Viridiplantae; Streptophyta; Magnoliopsida; Asparagales; Orchidaceae
Product: lipid phosphate phosphatase 2
Exons: 9
Coding region: 295-1260 (321 amino acids)
Biological process (GO): phospholipid metabolic process
Molecular function (GO): phosphatidate phosphatase activity
Source: RefSeq, a predicted model, not a curated record
UUGCUCUCUUUCACAGCGAAGUUCGUCUUGGUGGAUUGUCGCAAUCGGCCGAUGUGAUUUGUUGAAUUCUGUAAAAAGGAAGUACUCUCACAUCAUCUGUUACUGUCUUCGUCUGCAUUUGUCUUUCUCUCACUCUUGGCUUGGCGAGCGGCGGAGGGAGGCCUCCGCCUUCGUGAGGAUAGUCGCAUUUCGGUUUCAGACGUGGACGAAAGGCCGCUGCUCCGUCCUGAAGAGAGGUCUAAGAUGAUGGUUGUGCUUAUAAAUCUGUCUUCCAAUACCUUCUGCUAGGUGAAAAUGGCAGAUAUUCAGCUUGGUGCUCAUACUAUAAGAACACAUGGGAUCAAAAUAGCAAGAUUUCAUAUGCAUGACUGGAUCAUACUUGUAAUUCUCGGCAUUAUAGAUAUCAUAUUAAAUGUUAUAGAACCUUUUCAUCGUUUUGUGGGAAGAGAUAUGAUGUCAGAUCUGAGAUAUCCAUUGAAGAGUAAUACAAUACCAUUUUGGGUUGUGCCGAUGAUUGGGAUUGUAUUACCAGUUUUUAUCACCCUUGGUAUAUACUUCAAAAAGAAGAAUGUCUAUGAUCUCCACAAUGCCGUGCUAGGUCUUCUGUAUUCUGUGCUUAUUACUGGGGUCUUAACCGAUGCAAUUAAGGAUGCAGUUGGUCGACCACGACCAGAUUUCUUUUGGCGAUGUUUCCCUGAUGGAAAAGACUUCUAUGAUAAGAUUACUACAAUUGUUAUAUGUCAUGGGGAUAAAAGUGUUAUCAAAGAAGGACACAAGAGUUUUCCAAGCGGCCAUUCUUCAUGGUCCUUUGCUGGCUUAGGCUUUUUUUCGUGGUAUUUGGCCGGGAAAAUCAAAGCAUUUGAUCGAAGGGGCCAUGUAGCGAAACUUUGCAUAGUGCUCCUUCCCAUCCUCUGUGCUUCUUUUAUUGCAAUUUCCAGAGUGGAUGACUAUUGGCAUCACUGGCAAGAUGUGGUUGCAGGGGGCCUUUUAGGUUUGGUGGUUGCUUCAUUUUGUUAUUUGCAGUUCUUCCCACCCCCUUAUGAUACAGAUGGUUGGGGCCCUCAUGCAUAUUUCUUUAUGCUUGCUGAGUCACAGUCUCGAAACGGCUCGACUUCCAUUGCUGCAGAGAAUCUUAAUGUGAUUCCGGCCUCGAUCGAGCCUAUGUAUAUCCAAUCCGAGGGCCAGAACCAUUUGGCCUUGCGGGAUUCGGCUCCAACUCUUGAUGAGAUAGAAGCUGGUGUUGACAGGAGGAUGCAAUGAAGUUGCUGUAUAAUCAGGUUGUAGUUAGUGAUAACGUCUUGGUGUAAGUGUGUGGGUGUUUGUUACUGUGGUAGGCUUGUAUUACAACAGGCUAGGUUAAUGUUAGCAGGCUUGUAACUGUUUAACUUCUCUUUUUUUGUGCAGGAAAUGAGGGGCAUUAGCCCAGUAUGUUAUUGUUUAUAUUGACAGUUUGUUUCCUUGGAUUUUCCUCUAAUUCAAGCAGAACUGAUUUUUGUAGUUGAUGCA